CCGUCUUACCCCCAUACUCUCCUGCCCCCCAUACACCCCUGUAAUAGCGAGGACUCUGGCCGCGAUCUUUGCCCCCCUGUGGGAACCCAUCGACGGGAUCCCGGGGCUGAAUCGUGGCCUCGCCCCCGCUGGACACGGGGCUUUCGGGCCAAUCGCAGCGCCGCUUCGGAUCCUCCCGCCAAUCAGAAGAGCACGGGGGGCGUGUCUCAGCGCUCGUCCAAUCCUCGUGCAGGGAGGCUGGCUCAGCCGAUCAGAAGGCUGGCUCAGGAAGCUGUUGCCAUGGCAACAGUUUGACUCAACCCCGGGGCCCGGUGGAAGCGAAGAAAGGGGAGGGGGAUCCUCGUAACCCCGGUAACCACCCCCCCGUGCCCGUGACCCCGAGUCACCAUGGCACGGCGGCGGCUGGUGCGGGCACUGCUAGAGUCGCGCAGCACGGAGAGGGAGGAGGCGGCCCAGGGCCCCGCACAGCUCUGCAUCAGGUACCAGGUGCCACUCAGCAGCGACCCACAUGGGAUCUACAGCCUCCGCUUCGCUCCAGCUGGAGGGUGCCUGGCAGCCGGGUUUGGCAACGGGGCCGUGCAGAUUGUGAACGUGGCCACAGCCUCCCUGCACUUGUCCCUUUUCCGAGGACACCGUACGCGCCACGCGAUCACUGCCUUGGCCUACCACCCAGGGAGACCCAGCCUGCUCCUGGCUGUGGGGGCUGACGGCAUCAUCUCUCUCUACAGCAUGGACUCAGAGACACCGCUGGCAACAAUGACAGCCCUUGCUGGUUGCUCUCCCUGUGUCUGUCCCACCCCAGAGAAGGAGAAUGAGAUCAAUGCCAUGGAUUUCUGCAUGGACGGCAGCACCUACGCCACAGCUGGCAAGGACCGACAUAUUCGGCUCUAUGACAGCCACACCAACCAGCUGUCCCACAUUCUGCAGGCUCCUGACUUCAUGACUGGUGAUGUGACACCAAGCAGUGGGCACUCUCGCCGCAUCUUUGCCCUCCGCUUUCACCCUGAAGAUCGCCAUAUGUUCCUGACAGCUGGCUGGGAUGACUGUGUGAAGAUCUGGGACAAGCGGAUGGCAAAGGAGGCUCAGAGAGUGAUCAAUGGGCCUCACAUCUGUGGCCCAGGCCUUGACAUCCAGGGUAACUGCGUGCUCACUGGCUCCUGGGUGCCCCACAAUGCACUUCAGCUCUGGGAUCUACGGACAUCCCAACUGCAGAAGAACCUCCUCUUUCCUGGAGGCCCCACACAGGGCCAGUUCCUCUACGCAGCCCGGUUCUGUGACCAGGACAUAGUGGUGGCUGGGGGCAGCGGCACCAGUGGAGCCAGCGCCAUCCACACUGGCACUAACCAGGUGCUCGGCGAGAUCCUGCUGCCCAACAAACCAGUGCAGGCUGUGGCAGUAGCACCUGGUGGGCGGGUGGUGGCUGUGGCUGGCGUGGGAGGGAAUCUCCACAUCGCGGACCUGCACUGAGCCCCAGCAGAGAUAGGGUGAGAAGUGGACAAACCUGGGAGUCACAAUCCCCCCCCAUCUACAGUUCCUCUGAUCUAUGGCUCUCCCACAUGAUUCUGCCCCAUCAGGACUAUGGCCCUCUGUGAUGUCUGGGAACACAGGACCCCCAGGCUCCCCUUCCCAGCUUCCCUGCACCCCUCUGUGAGACCUGGAGUAUCCAGACCCCUGGGCACCUGCUGGCAUCUAA
This is a messenger RNA of Gopherus evgoodei (Goodes thornscrub tortoise), 1693 nucleotides long. RefSeq lists its product as uncharacterized. Gene Ontology annotation, molecular function: protein binding. The coding region runs from base 388 to 1467 and encodes 359 amino acids. The transcript is spliced from 8 exons. The record is from RefSeq and is a predicted model, not a curated record. Lineage: Eukaryota; Metazoa; Chordata; Testudines; Testudinidae.